Molecule: messenger RNA, 1485 nt
Organism: Olea europaea var. sylvestris
Lineage: Eukaryota; Viridiplantae; Streptophyta; Magnoliopsida; Lamiales; Oleaceae
Product: cyclin-L1-1-like
Exons: 9
Coding region: 733-1323 (196 amino acids)
Biological process (GO): regulation of transcription by RNA polymerase II
Cellular component (GO): nucleus
Molecular function (GO): cyclin-dependent protein serine/threonine kinase regulator activity
Source: RefSeq, a predicted model, not a curated record
GACUGUUAACAGUCAUGGGCCGAUUAGACUGUUUUUUCUGUUAACAGUCGGCCCAAAGACUGAUUUGUCUAUUAAAAGUCGGCUCAAGAUUGUUAAACCUGACUGUUAACAGUCGACAUCGUUCAGAAGGCCUUUCUUCGUUGGAAAUCAUCAUUUUUGACAAUGAGAGGUCCAAAAAAUUAACAUUUUCCACCCAAACACCACACAAUCUAGUUCUACUCAUGCUUAAACCGAAUAAAUGUAAAAAAUUUCAAUUGAUUUUAUAACAACAAAAAUUACGAAUAUUUUUUUAAUUGAUUAUAUAACAACUAACCGAAAUGAUUUCCCCUGGGGAUAGAUAAUGGUCGUUGAUCCAAGUCGCGCAUCGAUCAGUCCGUGGUUGAUCGGAAAAUGUGACAAUUGGGGUGUCGAUUUUCUUUAGAUCUCAGAGUUAGCUUCCAAAACAGUUUGUCAAUGAUCUAACAAGCGGCUAAGGGAGUUUUCCUUGGCACCAGUUGAUCUUGUGUAAUUCGUAAGUGCAAUUGAUCGAGCAACAGGUGCAAGGUUUCGCGCCAAUAGAUCUUCUAUUGCAGUGAUUUCUACUCAAUUUCUUCAUCCCAAGGGCAACAGAAGGGGACAAGAGGCUAAAGGUUUCUCUGGGCACAUCUUGUGUUGCAAUGAUUUCUACUCAACUUCUUCAUCUCCGAACUUGGAAGUUAUUGAGGCUCCUCGCACUUGGAGAAAGAUAAAAGUAUGAUUUGCACAGCAAUUGAUACGUUUUAUGUGACAGACGAAGAACUAUGGAACUCGCCUUCUAGGAGAGAUGGGAUAGAUGAAGCUACAGAAAUGACACUUCGAAUUUAUGUGUGUGCUUUACUCCACUUGGUUCUAAUAUAUGAGGACUGGAGGAUGAUGUCAUUUCUUCUUUUCUCACGAGUCUUAUUCCAUUGUUUCUACUGCAAGAAGUCAUUUGCUAGAUUUGACGUGAAGAGGGUUGCUGCAAGUUGUGUAUGGCUUGCUUCCAAACUUGAAGGAAGUCCUAGGAAAGCAAGGCAAGUCCUCAUUGUUUUUCACAGGAUGGAAUGUAGGAGGGAAAACUUACCCAUAGAGCAUGUGGACACAUAUUCUAAGAAAUAUGUGGAUCUGAAGGCAGAUUUGAUCAGAACAGAGAGGCAUCUUUUCAAAGAAAUGGGUUUUAUCUGCCAUGUUGAGCAUCCUCAUAAGUUUAUAUCGAAUUAUCUUGCUACUCUUGGAACUCCUCCAGAACUGAGACAAGAAGCUUGGAAUCUUGCAAAUGAUAGGGCAAAAUCAAGAGCAAAAAGGAUAAUACAUUUGGAAAAAUAGUUGGGGGAAAUCAAGAUCAAACUAUCAAGAAUCCAAAUUCAAAAAGGGUUUUAUCUUCACUUUGUAUUUUCUUCAUUAUUAUCUUAUAUUUGCAAUGUAUUGUAAGAAAUAUUCUCCUUUACUUUAUUUGUAUAAAAUGGGCUAGCUAUUAGUGUUGGGAUU